UUACGAAUCCUCUCUUCUCUUGAGAACACUAGACUUCGCAUUGACAUUAUAACCGUGUAUAUAUAUUCUAUUGUCUUUUGAUUUUAUUAUAAAAUAAACUUAGCCAGUGUUAAAUAUUGUGUUGAGUUAUUAACGGAGAAUCAAUCAUCACUAACAAUAUCUUUGAUAUUUUACGAGAAUUUUACCAUUUUUUGAAGAAAAUGAAUCGCCGCAGUCUACGAAAUCGUAUUUUUGAUGAAAAUGAGUUGGAAAGUGAAAGUUCAGAGCUUGAGACAUCGAGUGAAUAUGAAGAAAAUGACGAUGAGCGAUCUGAAAGAUCGAGUGACAAUAGCCUUGAAAGUGAUUCAUCGGAUAUCGAACCACUGUCACAAGAAAUUUUAGAAGGUAGCGCAGUAAAUCUCGAUAUUCGCAUGAAUUCGAAAAAUGGAUUGAUCGAGUAUACGAAAGAACCAUUUGUACGUGGUAGAAGAUUUUCUUUUCGACAUCAAUCGAAUGUUUCUAAAGGUCCCACUGCUUUUGCUAUUUCUGCGGUUGAGUCUCCUCUAUCGGCUUUUGUUUUGAUCCUUUCGCCAAUUGAAGAGCAUAUUCUCAGAAUGACAAAUUUAUUUGGUGCAAGAACAUAUCGCAACAACUGGGAACAUUUGACAAUUCAGCAAUUGCGUGCGUACUUCGGAUUGCUUCUUCUUGCUGGUGUUUACCGGUCAUAUGGCGAGUGCGUUACGCAGGUGUGGAAUGUAGAUAAAGGCAGAGCUAUUUUUCGCAAAACCAUGAGCCUUGACAUGUUCAAGAAAAUUCAAAGGUGCAUUCGUUUUGAUGACCGCGAGGAACGUAAUCGGCGUGAUAAGCUUUCACCUAUUCGAUUCUUUUGCAAUAUGCUAGAUAUAAGUGCAUUGAACGCAUAUAUUAUUUUCACCCAUAUUUUCUCUGAUUGGAAUAGAAAAAAAACAAAUAUUAACAUUCGUCGUAGAUUGUUUCUUGAGGAAUUGGGUGAAGCACUCACAGUUCCAUUUGCUACAAACCGUAGUCAUCCACCACGUAUGUCACAGCAAUUCCAUGCUGAAUUGCAUCCUCAAACAUCAAUGUCUCAUCUUCAACCGAACAACAAAAGAGGCCGAUGUUAUAUUUGUUCCAGUAAAAACAAUCGUAAUGUUUUCGCUUCCCGAUGUGAAAAGUGUGCGAGAUUUAUCUGUGCUAGUCAUAAAUAUUCAAUUUGCCAUAAUUGUGCCUGUCGAAUAGUUUCAAAUUGAAUUUUUACGUUUCCUAAAUAUUUAUUCUUUUUCGCAUUUUUGUUUUCAUUUAACAUCGUUUUGAAAUUAAAAAUCAUUGUAUUAAUGAGGAAUGAAUAAACAAUAAAAGUCGUGCAAAAAAUGUAUGGGUCUGCUUUUUCUUUAAUUGGAUUUUAAUCCUGUAUUCGUGCGCAUACCAAACAACGUAUAUGUAAUACGAAUUCUAACAACCGAUGAGGGUUAAUCGGAAGUUUUUGUUCAAAUCAAUUAAGCAAAACGAAACUAAAAAGUGAAACAUCGAUUCCGCUGCAGUGGUAUCGCAGCAAUAAGCAUCUGUUUUUUUCACAAAAAUUGUUUUAAUUAAAAACAACAAAAAAAUGUAUUCCAAGGUGCUUUACAAUGUUAAUGUAUUAUGUGUAUGUUAAUGUAUAAAAAACUGAAAAAAGCCACUUCUCUGUCUCACAUUUCAAGUCGGGCAAACCAUGUUUUGCAAAUAUGCAUACCGUUAUUUCUAAAUUUUCUAUAUUUGUAUUAAAAGUUAUUGUUCAUUGUCGCCUUGUCAGUCAUUGGGUGAGUUUUGCAAAAUGCCGCGUAAUGUUAAAAAGUCUACAUUGGAGGAACGCAAAAUAGCAAUUCAACUGCACUUAGACGGAAAAUCUAAGCGAGAAAUAUCGAAAUUGAUAAAAAAAAAGUAAAUCAACAGUG
This is a messenger RNA of Anastrepha ludens (Mexican fruit fly), 1931 nucleotides long. RefSeq lists its product as uncharacterized. The transcript has 2 exons. The record is from RefSeq and is a predicted model, not a curated record. NCBI's taxonomy places the organism in Eukaryota, Metazoa, Arthropoda, Insecta, Diptera, Tephritidae. The coding region runs from base 201 to 1247 and encodes 348 amino acids.